Molecule: messenger RNA, 1146 nt
Organism: Parascedosporium putredinis
Lineage: Eukaryota; Fungi; Ascomycota; Sordariomycetes; Microascales; Microascaceae
Source: the annotation of a GenBank genome assembly
AUGAGGGCUAAUUUUAGGUAUGGCUCAAAAUCGCCACCCGCCGCAAACAAGUUCUGCGUUGGCGCAAUCCUGGUCGACGAGGAUACCGGUCAAAUCCUCUCCAGCGGCUACUCUCUCGAAUACCCGCGCGACUACAAGGGCGACCGGGGCACGACGCACGCGGAGCAGUGCUGCCUAAUCAAGAUCUCUGACGAAUAUGGCCUGCCAGAGGAGAGGCUAGGCGAAGUACUCCCGCCAAACACCGUCCUUUACACGACAAUGGAACCUUGCAACGAUAGGCUCAGCGGCAAUAAGACGUGCGCGGCCCGUAUCGUUGGGUUAAAGGGCGCCAUCAAGAAGGUAUACGUGGGCAUUCGGGAGCCAUCGACAUUUAUCGCCAACAAUGACGGGCAGGAGAGAAUCGAGCAAGCGGGUGUCAAAGUGGUUCCUGACCUACGCCGUGAGAAGACCAACAGCCGGGCCUUCGAGGAGCGGCCAGACUCUACCGAGUACCUUCGUUUUGGUACAACCAAUCUCGAUCCCGCAGUGUUAAAACACCUGCCACCAAAAUGCAAGGUGGUGUCGACAGAAGCGCAUGGCCCCAUCGCAUGGGGCAAGUUUGAGUCCGUUGUGGACACCGCCUUCUUUCUAUGCGAGUUUCGCGAGAUGACAGACGACAUGCCUGAACCGGAAAAGUUUGCCGCCUCUCUUUCCAAGCUCCACCAGAAGAGUGUCUCGCCCAACGGCAAGUUUGGAUUCGAGGUGCCAACGUAUGCGGGAAAUCUGCCGCAGUACGUCUCUUGGGAGGACAGCUGGGAGGUCUUCUUUACCAAGAGCCUCAAGAACGCCCUGGAUCUCUUCAAAAGAACAAGCAUUCCGGGUGGAGAACCUCUUGUUUUUGAUGCCUGCUGCUUUUAUGCGCAUCACGAAUACGAGUUUGGGCAAUGGAUGCCAGCCUGCAACAGAUUCGACACAAACUAUAUCGAGAAAUACAAUUCAUUUGUUCCCGUCUCAGCUCCCGAAGUAGACUUCCAAGGACGUCUAAAUCUUUAUCGACUGAGGUUCGAUACACAUGUUGCCGCGUUAUUCCAUGAAAACGAGACGCUGAGACAGCAGGUUGUUGAUGUAAUGCGAAAGCUAGUCGACGAAUACGGAAAGGCAAACUAA